This is a messenger RNA of Pocillopora verrucosa, 942 nucleotides long. The record is from RefSeq and is a predicted model, not a curated record. NCBI's taxonomy places the organism in Eukaryota, Metazoa, Cnidaria, Anthozoa, Scleractinia, Pocilloporidae.
GGGAAGCUGUACGACAGUUUUGGAAUUGGUGCUCAUACCGUAGACGCAGUAUCACUAUCCCUUCAAGAUGCUGUGAACAAUGUUUCAUCAGUGAACGAAUAUAUUAAAAGCACAGUUGCUACAGUUAAACAGCACUACAACAUGAAAGAAGCAGCAGCAACAAAUGGUCCCCAAGGAACUGUGUCAAAGAAAACUCAAGUCUCGUUAGAACUCCUUGAACAAGGUAUGGCACGACUGCAAAAUAACUUGAAGAACAUAAAUGAGGAUUAUGACCUCCGUACAUUACUGACCACUAUAGUUGAAAACCUUCAUGCAGUCUCCCACUUCAAAAACGAGACUUUUACAGCUUUACAGUAUGCUCGAGACUUUGGAACAAUUGCAAAAGAAUCAUUAAAAAGAACAACAAAAUGGAGUGCCAAAUACUUUACACAUGACAAAUCGUUUUAUCCAGUUCCAACAUCUAGUAUGGAGUUGGCAGAUGUUGAAGUGAUGAAGUCUCCAACAGCUGCAAGGAUAGAUCCUCUAAUUGAAGUAGCGAUGAAGGAGUUAGUGGAUAAAUUUCGUCCCGUGAGGCAGAGAACAGUGCGCAGUGAAACCACAAAAGACAAAGCCGGAGCUCUCCCACCAGCAGUGUAUUACACUCAACCUCCUCAUACCAAAGUAAUGUUCCACAACGACCCAACUGUUGAAGGAGAAGUAAUGGAACAAAUUACUCCGCAUAUCAUAGAUGACGAUGGGGACUCGCACGCACCCAGUAUCACGUUUGUGGACGAUAGCACUAUUGAAAUAGUUGCUGUUGUUGAAGUGCCAGAUCAAGAGGAUGAAUACGACACCGACUCAGGCACCGAUGUGGAUGAUGACGAUCACGACUCCUACCCCCACACAACAACACUCACCAGGUCCGGGCGCGCCAUUCACGCUCAUUUUCGCCUUGACUUGUAG